CUAGAAGUGUCAAGUUCACGCCGUAACGAUUGACAUUGUGGUGAGCUUGUUCGGUGCCGUUGGUGGUAGCUGGACAUGCGCGCCAUAUUUUUGGGUAUAAAGCUUGCAGACGGUAUAGGGCGGCAAUGCAAAUUUAUUAGUUUCGGCCUUGUCCUUACCACCCUGGUUUGAUGAUCUCAAAGGUCCUUUGCGAAUCUGGCUGUGCUUCCGACACAAAAAGGCUUAGCAUAGCGUCUUUCGAAAUAUGUGUUCGAAGCGAGCACAUUCCGCUUGAAAUGGACGACGCAUAGACGGUGGAACCGGUGGAGAUGACCAUAGGCAUUGAGUUAGUAUAACUAGUAUCAGGGAGGUGAAUCUUAUAUAUAUAGUUGUCAAGUCUGCAUUUGUUACAGUGUUGAUAAAGGAGAGCUAAUAUGCUAAAAAUGCGAGAAAGAGAUAAGCUAACAUGUCAAAAUGUGAAGAGGAGAAGAUCGAACCGAUAAACCUGAAGCUGAAGAUAGAAGGGGCACUUCCAACCCUAUGCGCACACACUCCCUGGAAGUUGUUUGAAGGAACCAAGGCUACUCCAAGUGGCAAGCAUAUGUACUUGUUGAAGACGUCCGAGAUCCCUGACAAGUACUGCUGGUCUCUGCGAAGUCGAGAUUUCUGUGACACUCUUGAAAUAGACCAAUACAUGGCUCUAUCCAAGGAAGACCUUAUGAUUCACUGGAUCACCAACACCCACUCUUUGAUUUCACAGCACGUGGAGACUCUCGCAAGCAUACCUUACUUGUCCCUCAUACUAGUUUCUGUGCUCCAGUCCCAAAACGACAAGCAGCAUUUACGUGUCUUGAAUGAUGAACUCGGACCCGCUCCUAUCACAAGUUCCACGAAAGGAGAAUCGUGCCAUCGAGCUGAAUCUGAUAUCCAGAGCGAUCUGAUGGACUGGGUAUCAACAAGCGACAUGCUGUACAUGGAAACCAACUCUAUUCUUGUACAGCUCAUCCGUUCCAUACCCCACGCUGCCGAGAAGCGGCCGUACAACCUGGCUGCGAUUGCCGAACGGGUGGCUACGACGAAGGAUGCAACGCUUGAGAUGCUUCGUGAAUUGGAGAAGCAAAAUAUCACCGAAGCGGCGGAUGGCUAUAAGCUCUUGCAGGAUGAGGUUGCUGCUGAGCUCGCUCGCCUUGGUAAUCUGCGGGAGAAGGUGGUAUUAGAAACGAAGUCGUUGGAAGCGGUCGUACUUGAGCAAUACAAGGCGCAUCUCCAGAAUGUUCGUCUGAUUGCAUCGAAGGACAAGGGCAGCGCGACUGGGGCGGGUGUCGUCACGGUUACACGAUUGGAGGCAAAGAGAGGAAGUCAUUGA
Molecule: messenger RNA, 1345 nt
Organism: Suillus subalutaceus
Lineage: Eukaryota; Fungi; Basidiomycota; Agaricomycetes; Boletales; Suillaceae
Exons: 8
Coding region: 446-1345 (299 amino acids)
Molecular function (GO): protein binding
Source: RefSeq, a predicted model, not a curated record